Messenger RNA from Culex quinquefasciatus (southern house mosquito), 6415 nucleotides. RefSeq names its product tyrosine-protein kinase Fer (gene FER). Gene Ontology annotation, molecular function: ATP binding; non-membrane spanning protein tyrosine kinase activity. NCBI's taxonomy places the organism in Eukaryota, Metazoa, Arthropoda, Insecta, Diptera, Culicidae. Bases 1091 to 5614 code for a protein of 1507 amino acids. Gene Ontology annotation, biological process: peptidyl-tyrosine phosphorylation. The record is from RefSeq and is a predicted model, not a curated record. The transcript is spliced from 13 exons.
UAUCUCCAAUACAACUACUCAGUAGAUAGCUGAUCCACGUUCAACGACAACAACAUCAUCAACAGAGUUGAUCGGUGCUCUGGAAGAGAGUCUACCCGAAGAAGUCGGCGAUCGGCGCUGUCCGGUUUUUGUAUUUUCUUUAAUUUCCUCCUCCUCCUCCUCCUCCUCCUCCUCCUCCUCCUUCGUCAAUGUGUUUGUGCGCGAUGUGUGGACCUGGGCUUGUCGUGCGUGUGUGAAAGGUUUAAAGCACCUCAAUCUGGUGUGUCUGACUUGGUCGUCUUCUUCAUCGUCUUGGGAGAUGAUCGUCGGCGAGGAUCUUUACGGCAUUUCGAUCGGUCUUCCGCGAAGCUAAACCAACAUUUUGGCAACACCAAUAACACAAAGAAAGGCGUGGGUGUCAGAGUGAGACAGAGCAAACAUAACUCCCCGGUGAGCGCGCGCGCUCUCUCGCGGCGCCGAAGCCAAGCUUGCUGUUUGAAGAAAUGUGACAAGCAGAUAAAACAAGACGAAGAAGAAGCAAAAAAAGGUGCAAUUUGUCGUUUGAUAAAUGUGACAGGAAUAAGCGAUGACCAAAAGUGGUCCUGUCCAGGACGGCGAGCGCGAAACAAGUGACAGAAAAUGCCGUUUUUCGACGUGCCAGCGGCGGUAUUGAAGCUGUAACGACAGCUACCAACCAACUAGGAGAAGGAAGAAGACGAAGAAAAGUGAAAGACUGUCGCCGUCGCGACUCGCGCUUUCACUCACAGAAGUUGAGGCUGAGUCAGGUUGGGCUGUGCUGUCAAAACGCUGGCAGCUUCCGAGUGAAGGGCGCAAGUGACGAUCGGGAUCGCGUGUCGGGUUUGUUUUGUCUCUUUUCGGGCAACGCGCAAUACUCUACAGGUGCGCCUCCCCGCGGGUGACGUAACACGUGCGCAAAGUGAUAGUGGGGAAGAAGACGAAGAAGAAAGCAAAGAAGAGACUGGGUUGUGUGCAUUCCAAAGUUUAUUUAAAAGUGCCGUUUCUUGAAUGAAUAAUCGCGCCUGAGUUCCAAAACCAACCCGAAUGGUGGUAUUGUCGAUUGCGUUGCUAAAGUGUUGAAAAUAGCAGAAAAAUGGGUUUCUCGUCGGCGCUGCAAGGCCGGGCGGCGCACGAGGCGCUGCUGAACCGGCAGGAAGCCGAGCUGAAGCUGCUGGAGACGAUGAAGCGCUGCCUGAUCCAGAAGAGCAAGUGCGACAAAGAGUACGCGGCCUCGCUGGCGGCCGUCACGCAGCAGGGCCUCAAGGUGGACCGGAGCGAUGAUCUGCAGGGAAGUCACAUCACCCGGGCCUGGCGAGCCUUCAUGGAGGAGCUCGAGCACACGGCCAAACAGGUCAAAGCCAACGCCGAGCAGCUCGAGUCCGUCUGCUUGGACAAGCUGGCCCACCUGUACCAGGACAAGCGGCGCGUCCGGAAGCAGUACCAGGAGGAGCACACCAAAAUCGCGACCAAGUUUAGCCAUAUAACAGAAGACGUUGCGAGGAAGAAAACCGAGUAUCAGAAGCAUCUGGAGUACUACAAAAUGCUGCGAGGGCGAUUUGAGGAGAUUAUCAAAUCUGGCCGCUCGGGCCGCAAGCUGGACGACGUCAUCGACAAGUACCAGAAGGCGUGCCGGAAGCUACACCUGGCGCACAACGAGUACGUGCUGCUGCUGAGCGAGGCGGCCGAAAUCGAGAAGGACAUCCGGACGAUCCUGAUGCCGGGCCUGCUCGAGCACCAGCAGUCCCAGCAGGAGGGCUUCAUCCUGACGUGGCGCAACCUCCUCCAGGAAAUCUCCAAACUGGGCGACACCACGUCGGACCGGUUCAGCGAGAUCCAGCAGCGGAUAGAGUCCACCAUUGCGAGCAUCAGCCCCGCCGAAGAGUACCGGGAAUUCACCGAAAAGCACAAAACCAACCCCACGGCACCGGUCGCGUUCCAAUUCGACGAAGCGCUCGUCGAGGACAGUCUCGGGAAGCUGCAGGCCAACACCCUGACGGUGGACAACCUGACCGUGGACUGGCUGAAGGCUCGCCAGACGGAGCUCGAGGGAUCGAUCAGAGAUCUGCAGGAGGUGCAGAGCAAGCUGUGCCAGGACGGCGGAGGAGGAGGAGCGGCGCUUAACAACAGCCAGACCAGCCUCAACGGGACCAACGGAACAACUGCCAACGGGAACGGCACGACGUCGCCGUCCGCCAAACCGUCCACACCGAUACUCAACGGGUCCAACGGAACUAGCGUUAAGGAUAGUGGUAAUAAAAGCUCCAAGGAACUGAUCGCGCUACGCUGCCAGGAGCGACAGAUGCAGAAGCAGGUCGAAAUGAUCCGGGCCGCGCUCAACGACGUGGGCUGCGAGGAGCUGCCGUCCGGCUGCGACGACAUUUCGACGAUGGCGCCGGCGAUACUGCUGGAGAACAAAAAGUCCAUCAGCCAGGACCUGUCGGAAGAUUCCUCGCACAACACUUCGAGUACGCCAUUUUUUGCCAGCGGCAAAGGUGCCGCCACUAGCGUAAUGACCCUCAUCCGGGACCAGUUCCGACGGAAGUCGGCAGCGCCCGGUACGAAUACGACGCCUGCUUCGACGCCACGACCGGGCCAUCGAUUGACCUCGACAGCAGAGGCACUGAAGAACGGAACCAACGGAGAAGGUUCAUCCACGGUAAAUGAGUGUGACCCGUGUGAGAAUGUGUAUCAGGAGCCGGUGGAACUCUUCGGGCGGGAGCAGGACGACCACCAGGAAAACCGCGCCUCCACUAACACCUAUGUCGACAUGGAAGCUAACCUGCUGCAGGCCGAGUUUGAGUGUGUUGCUACUACCAUUGUUGCGAGUGCUACUACCAAUACUGCUACCACCACUACCAGUACUAAUAACUUGGGGGGACUUGGGUUUGACCAGGAGGAUCACCGGAAGUUGCUGCUGGAGCAUGACGACGAUGGAAUCGCGAGCUACCGGCGGUUAAAAGGUAGUGAAGAGAGUGAGGUUAUGUUGCUGAACUCGCUAAACUCACCGGAAGAUCAGUCCACGUCGGAUGAGCUGUACGCGAACGACAUGAACGACUCAAAGAAUAAUCUACUCCAGGAGGACGGAACAACGUACGAGGAACCGCUGCGGGUUACGCACAAAUCCUCGAUCGAUGCCCACCUGGACAGUAUCGACGAGCUAAACUCCAAGCUCGAUCACAAGCUGUUCAUGAAGGUCGAGCAGAAUGAGUACACCAACGUGACCGUUGGAAGUUCAACUGUGGAAGAACCGAAACCGCUGGAAAGGGGUUCGGAGAAGGCCAGCUUCCGAGACAAAAUCAAGCGGAAGAUCAAGAUCAAGAGUGCGGACUCGGAGAGGCUGGACGAAACCGACGAACCAGGCAACAGCUUCGCCGAUCGUUUGCGCAGCAAGGUUUCAAACCUCAAAAAGGGCGACGAGUUCAAGCUGAUGAAGAACGAGAGUGGCGUCGCGGAAACGCCGAAAGACACGCCGGACGAAAAGCGAAAGAAAAAGAAGAAGAAACGUGGCAAGAACCGCAAUCAGACGUUUUCGGAAGAUGAACUGCUCGGCGAUGAGCUGAACGACACGGCAGCGGAAGCCGGAACGGCUUCAUUCUCCAGCUCGGUAAUGUCCACCUUCCGAGAGAUCAUGCACUCCACCAACAAGGUUAAGGACUCCUCCAUAAACAUGGCGCUCCGCCACCAGCAGCACAACCCCGAAAAAGUCGACUUGAUCGGCGGCAGCAAUCGCCUAACCACCAUCAAGUUCAUCUUUUCCGACGCGAACCGCCAGGAUUCGUCCAGCUCGCCGCCGGAAACACCGGAACACCUUCUUCGAAGCGAAUCCCACUAUUCGGCACCGGCGACGAACGCCGACGCCACCACGGAAGCUUCCGACUUCGUCGAUUGCAGCACGAAAGGCGCUGCGUCGACCGCGGAGUCGACCAAACUUUCGUCGCUGCUCAAACAUAACCUUAAAAAUCGCUUCAAGAAGCUACUGACCAACAGUGGGCCGACGCCGACGGUUCCGGUACCGCCGGAAGAUCCCACACUUUGCCGGGCUUGCAGUCGACGGUUUCAGCGAUUGCAUCCGAGCAAAACGGUGCUGGACUUUACGCGGGAAUUUCCCAACGGCGGACGCUUCUGCCGAGACCAUGGCGGCGACGCGUCCACCGAGGAUGAGCUGGACGGUGAAGAUGAGGACGAGGGAAGCUGGUUAAAUCUCGAGUAUGAGGACAUUGAUGUUAUUACUAUUAAGAACCAUAACCUAACUAGCGCUAGUGGUGUUGACGAUAACGGUCGUACUGACGAAAAUAGUGCCGAUGGUAUGACCCUCUCGACGAACCGGCCACUGUACGAGGAAGAGUGGUUCCACGGAGUGCUACCGAGGGAGGAAGUGGUCCGGUUGCUGCGCAACGAGGGCGACUUCCUGGUGCGCGAAACGACCCGCAACGACGAAAGCCAAACCGUGCUGAGUGUCUGCUGGAACGGACACAAGCACUUUAUCGUGCAGACGACGGCGGAGGGUCACUUCCGCUUCGAGGGUCCAGCCUUCCCGAGCAUUCAAGAACUAAUCAUCCACCAGUACCAGUCGGAGCUGCCGGUGACGGGACGUUCCGGAGCGGUCCUGCGCAAGCCAGUAUUGAGGGAGCGGUGGGAGCUGAGCAACGACGACGUGGAUCUCAUCAGUAAAAUUGGACGGGGCAACUUUGGUGAUGUGUACCGGGCGAAGCUCAAGUCUUCCAAAAAUACUCUGGUGGCGGUCAAAACGUGCCGGAUGACACUGCCGGAGGAGCAGAAACGCAAGUUCCUGCAGGAGGGCCGCAUCCUGAAGCAGUACGAUCAUCCGAACAUCGUGAAGCUGAUCGGAAUUUGCGUCCAGAAGCAGCCCAUCAUGAUCGUGAUGGAGCUGGUGUCGGGUGGCUCGCUACUCAUGUUCCUGCGGAAGAGCGCUGGCACUCUGAGCCAGAAACAGCUGAUGGCCAUGUGCCGUGACGCGGCCGCAGGUAUGCGCUAUCUGGAGUCGAAAAAUUGCAUCCACCGGGAUCUGGCCGCCCGAAACUGUCUCAUCGGAGUGGAUAACAUCGUCAAGAUCUCCGAUUUUGGAAUGUCACGUGAGGAGGAGGAAUAUAUCGUUUCCGGCGGUAUGAAGCAGAUUCCGAUCAAGUGGACCGCCCCGGAGGCGCUCAACUUCGGUAAGUACACCUCCCUGUGCGAUGUGUGGUCCUACGGGAUCCUGGUGUGGGAGAUCUUCAGCCGUGGCGACACGCCCUACUCCGGCAUGAGCAACUCGAGGGCUCGCGAGAACAUUGACGAGGGCUACCGGAUGCCGGCGCCGGACAACACGCCGCCGGAAAUGUACCGCCUGAUGCUCAAGUGCUGGUCGUACGAGGCCGAGAAUCGGCCCCACUUUGACGAGAUCUACACCGUGGUGGACGCGCUCAUGCUGUGCCAAAAGACGAAGGACUUCCGGCGGAAGUCGCUCGAAACAAAAACAGUGUCUUUCGUGCCGCGGCGGAGGACGACCGUGGAGCUUCGGGGUUGGCCGCCGACACCGACGACGGGGGACCAAAGGAACGACUACUGCGUCCACCGGUUCCACGUACUUGUGCUCCUCGGUGGCAUUGCUUGCCGGUAAAGCUUGAACCUCCCGAGGUUCGGCCACCGAAGAUCUGCUUUAGACGAGGGUUUGUCCGGUGGAAGCUAACAGUUUUGCUAUUUUUGGUUGCGUUUCGCAAUUAAAACCUGUCAGACGCAACCAGAAGUGAUCACAAAGAACGCAACCAAUAAUAGCGGAGACCCUCUGUACGCAUACUCAAACCAUGUGAGAAUUAGCUUUUCCGUCAUUUUAACUUAUUUUAAGCAGACCUGUUUUUAGCGAAAUCAAGCAAAUCUAGCUUAAGUUGCCAAACACACUCAAAAUACAACGAAAACUUUUAAGAGCGCAGCAAAUGUAUAGAUCAAGAAGCGGAACAAAAUUAAACAAGUCGAGAUUUGAACAAUGUGAGUAGCUAGAGUAGUGGAAAGUGUAGUAUGUAGUUAAGAAAUAACGAAAAGUGAGAUCGAAUGAGUUUUGCUAUAGUUAGGAUGGAAUGUGAAAAGUUGGAACGCGUUAUGUGAUUUGAAAAGAUUUUAUCCAUUAAGUUAUGUUAGUCGUUUUAGCUUGUUGCACAGUUUAUUGAAAAUGCUUCUUUAUUUCUUUUAAAAGUUUAGGAAACUAAAAUACACAUUUUAUCACACGCUUAAGGAAGCCGACAGUAAUGCAGGUUAUCGUCAUUCAGCAGUGUAUGUAAAUUAUGAUAAAAAAACGCACACAUUUUUUGUAUGCAGCUAUUUAUAGAAGGUGAAUAUUUAGUAAUGAAUUAUACAUAAUUCGAUAAGGUUUCGAAGCCGUGACUCGAGGUAAAUAAUAUUCACGUAAUAAACAAUACAAAAACAA